Molecule: messenger RNA, 4205 nt
Organism: Xenopus tropicalis (tropical clawed frog)
Lineage: Eukaryota; Metazoa; Chordata; Amphibia; Anura; Pipidae
Gene: scube1
Product: signal peptide, CUB domain, EGF-like 1
Exons: 25
Coding region: 115-3240 (1041 amino acids)
Cellular component (GO): extracellular region
Molecular function (GO): calcium ion binding
Source: RefSeq, a predicted model, not a curated record
CCUGUUCCACAGCCAAUGGUUUGGGGGCUGUCAGUCGGUCAGGCUUAGCCGCACACUGCUGGGCAGUACUGUGUGUAGCUCUUACCCCAGGAGGCUGCUUUGGGUUGUACUGCCAUGGGCUCUGUCUGUCUGUCCCUCUACCUGUGUCUGGCCCUCCGGCUGCUCCACUGGGGCACCACCCUGGCAGGAAGCGCAGGACUCCCAGACAGCGACGAGUGCGCCGAGGGGACGGACGACUGCCACAUCGACGCCAUCUGCCAGAACACCCCGAAAUCCUACAAAUGUAUCUGCAAAGCGGGUUUCAAGGGAGAAGGAAAACAGUGCGAAGAUAUUGAUGAAUGCGACAAUGAUUACAAUGGGGGCUGCGUUCAUGAAUGUAUCAAUAUCCCUGGCAACUAUCGCUGCACGUGCUACGAUGGAUUCAUGUUGGCUCAUGAUGGGCACAACUGUCUGGAUGUUGACGAGUGUUUGGAUAACAAUGGGGGGUGUCAGCAAAUCUGUGUGAACACAAUGGGCAGCUAUGAGUGUCAGUGCAAGGAUGGAUUUUUCCUCAGCGAUAACCAACAUACUUGUAUUCAUCGCUCCAACGAAGGAAUGAACUGUAUGAACAAAGACCACGGCUGUGCGCACAUCUGCAGGGAGACCCCCAAAGUCGGCGUGGCCUGCGAGUGCCGCCCAGGGUUCGAACUGGCGAAGAAUCAGAGGGACUGCACAUUAACCUGCAAUUACGGGAACGGAGGCUGCCAGCACACGUGUGACGACACGGACACGGGCCCGGUGUGUGGCUGCCACCAGAAAUAUGCCCUCCACUCCGAUGGCAGAACUUGCAUUGAGAAAGAUGAGGCUGCAAUUGAGAUUUCUGAGUACAAUGCCACGUCAGUAGCUGAUGUGGACAAACGGGUGAAACGGAGACUCCUUAUGGUGUCAUCGUCUGGUUCAGCUGAGAUGACCACCCAAACCGACACGCGCCCCUUUCACCUCUGCUAUGGACCCAGGCACACCCAGUGCACCGAAACGUGUGCCGUCAAUAACGGAGGCUGCGACCGCACUUGCAAAGAUACGGCGACUGGAGUCCGCUGCAGCUGCCCGGUGGGAUUUACUCUGCAGCCGGAUGGGAAAACGUGCAAAGAUAUCGACGAGUGUUUGGUGAACAACGGCGGCUGUGACCAUUUCUGCCGGAACACGGUGGGGAGUUUCGAAUGCAGCUGCCAGAGAGGGUACAAGCUACUGACAGACGAGCGCAGCUGCCAAGACGUAGAUGAAUGUUCUUUCGAAAGGACCUGCGACCACAUCUGCAUCAACUACCCCGGGAGCUACGAGUGCCUGUGCCACAAGGGUUACACUCUAUACGGCAUGACCCACUGCGGAGACAUCAACGAAUGCAGCAUCAAUAACGGCAGCUGUGACUACGGGUGUGUAAAUACCCCGGGCAGCUACGAGUGCGUCUGCCCCCCGGGGAAGCGAUUGCACUGGAACAAGAAAGACUGUAUUGAGAUGGUGAAAUGCCUCCCUAACAGCAAGCCGCCCCCCAGAGCUCAGCUGAUCUGCAGCAAGGCCGGGGGCAUCGAUAGCUGCUUCCUCUCCUGCCCCUCCAACACUCUCUUUGUGCCAGAUUCCGAAAGCAGUUACACGCUGAGCUGCGGGGUUCCGGUCCAGCAGGGCAAGUCUGUCCAGAAGCGAAAUGCGACCGUUCCGUCGUCCUGUGGAGAUUCCCUGGGCCCGCCCAUAACGCAGAAAGCACGAUUUAAAAUAAAAGAUGCCAAGUGCCAUUUGAGGCCCAGAAGUAAAGAAAAGAUCAGAGAGUCUGGGCGGCAGUCACCGACAGAUAACUGCCACGUCACCUUUGUCAACCUCAAGUGCGACUCCUCGAAAAAGAAACGCCGCGGGCGCAAUUCCCCCGCCAAAGAAGUCUCGCACAUCACUGCGGAAUUUGAGCUGGAGAUCAAGAGGGAGGAGGUGACAGAUUCCUGUAACUCGGACUGUGUGCGGAGGAGAAUGGAGCAGAAGCUGCAGACGGCCAUCAAAACCCUGAGAAAGUCCAUCAACAAGCAGCAGUUUUAUAUCCAGUUCUCUGGGGCGGAAUAUGAAGUGGCCCAGAAACCAGCCAAGGUCUCCGAAGUGCAGGAACCGUGCAGCGCCGGGCAGAUUCUGCUGGAUGGGAAAUGCGUUUUCUGUCCGGCUGGUACAUUUUACAAUGGAGAACACAAUCAGUGCAUCCCCUGCUCCCCGGGCACAUACCAGGAUACCCGCGGGCAGCUAACGUGUGAACCUUGCCCGAGCAAUGAUGGAUCUGGUAUCGGUGGCGCUCGAAACGUGUCGGAGUGUGGAGGACAGUGUGCCCCCGGGUACUUUUCUCUGGAUGGGUUCAAACCCUGCCGAUCCUGCCCCCUGGGCACAUACCAGCCGGAGUCGGGCCGGACCCUGUGCUUUCCAUGCGGGGGGGGCCUGGUGACGAAAUAUGAAAGCGCCGUCUCAUUCCAAGACUGCGAGACGAAAGUUCAUUGUUCCCCGGGGCAUUACUACAAUUCCACCACCCACCGCUGCAUCAGGUGCCCCAUCGGAACGUACCAACCCGAGUUCGGCCUGAAUUUCUGUAUAACCUGCCCGGGCAACACCAGCACGGACUUCGACGGUUCCACCAAUGUGACGCAUUGCAAGAACCAGCACUGCGGAGGGGAAUUAGGAGACUACACGGGAUACAUCGAGUCGCCCAACUACCCCGGGGAUUACCCCGCCCACGUCGAGUGCAUCUGGAACAUAAACCCGCCCCCCAAGAGAAGGAUCCUCAUUGUGGUGCCGGAGAUAUUUCUUCCCAUCGAGGAUGAGUGCGGCGACGUCUUAGUGAUGAGGAAAAGCGCUUCCCCGGCCUCCAUAACGACGUACGAGACGUGUCAGACCUACGAGAGACCAAUCGCAUUCACGUCCCGCUCGCGGAAACUGUGGAUCCAGUUCAAAUCCAACGAGGGGAACAGCGGCAAGGGCUUCCAAGUGCCCUAUGUCACAUACGAUGAGGACUAUCAGCAGUUAAUAGAAGACAUCGUCCGCGACGGGAGGUUAUACGCUUCUGACAACCAUCAAGAGAUAUUAAAAGACAAGAAGCUGAUCAAGGCCCUAUUCAGCGUGCUAGCGCACCCUCAGAACUAUUUCAAGUACGCGGAGGAAUCCAAGAAGAUGUUUCCCAUGUCUUUUAUCAAACUGCUGAGGUCAAAAGUCUCGAGGUUUUUACGGCCUUACAAAUAGCUUUACCCCAUUGGCCCCCUCGCCCUCGCUUUUUUUUUUUCCCCACUUAUUUUCCCUCCAAGUAGAAAACUCUGUCCUAUUAACGGCAACGAUCCUGCACGUUGGAAGAAUACAGACAAACAAACCAUCGCCAUUGGACGGCACACAAACUGCCGGUAGAAAGGAAGUGACCAACUGCAUGGUGAACAUGGACCUCCCAAGCUGCAGGACAUUCAAAUAGCAUCGUGCCAGGAUCCAGUAUAGAAGGGCGGGAAUCCAUUCUAGGGAUCUGCAUGAAAUACCCCCGAUCAUCGGUUUCUUCUCUAAAUCAGCUGAUUCAGUGAAUUCCCCCAGAAUCCCUCUCAUGUCAUUGGCACAUUCCCCCCCGAGCCUGGGAUUAUGAUUGGUACCUGCACAGGGAAUGGGAUUCUGAGGAAGGAGCGCCAGUCUGAGCCGUUUUGGGCCAAUCUCUGUUAUUGGUACUUUACAGAUUUGUGCCGGAAGCAACGAUUGGACGACUCCCGAUUGCUUCGAAAUUUCUUCUGAGCCUCUGGGAUCGACACAAAUUCACCCUAUUUACUUUUUCAUAGUGGAACAUUCCUGAUUGGUCCUUCUGCUAUGCCCCUGUGUUGGGGGGGGGGGUGCCGCGGUGGCUUAUGGGGGGUGCCGCGGUGGCUUAUGGGUAAGUUUAGUACCAUACCCAAAAAGGAUAUUCUGUCCCACCCCCCCCCCUCGGUGUUUGGUUUCUCCCCUCCACCCGGAUUACAAAUACAUAUUCCCACCGCAUGUGGCUUUUCUAGAACUUUCCAUUGGUUUUUUGGGGGGGAGUUUCCCCCCUUUUUUAAUUUGGUUACAGACACUACCUGCGAGCGAGUAUUACGGUAAGAGGCGACAUGUAGUAUAAUGAAUAUUGUUAAAUUGCACUUGAAUUUUAUAUGUAACGUUACAAGGGGAGGAAAUAUAUAUAUUUUUUUUUUUGUAUUUUA